ACUCGGAGAGCCGCCGGCGCGAGGACGGCUGCGCCGGUGGGACGGACUGUGUGGAGUGUCUGUGACGAGUGUCAAAUACAGAAAUGAUUUUGCAGGUACUGAGUGUACCAGUGAGCCGGAGGCGAGACGCCAGAACAGCAUAACUUACAGAACAAACGAAAUGAUCGAAGGGACCCUGGCUGUUGGUAUAAACGAGUAACUUCCCUUUGAUGUAGUCACACAGGGACUCUCAAAUCUGUAGCUCGAUAUUAUUAACCACUGAAUACCAAUACUUCCCUUGUGCUAGGAUCCAACCCGUGCCUAAAUCUUCCAUUUUUCUUUGCCAUGCUUAGCCUCCACAGUAUAGCAACAGAAAGCUGCCAGGAAAUCUAAUACAAAAGUGCCGCGAUGAAGACAACUGAAACGGAGGCUCGAUAGGCGCCCUAAUCCAAGGACUCCAGCCACAUCCGGAGGCCGGUGCCAGCUCACAGACAGCGGUCAGCAGAACUGCCAGCAUGUCCUUCAACACGGCUCUGCUGGAUUUCAGUGUUGCCCCUGAGGUCAUCACCAAUCCAGUGGAGAGCGCCACGCUGCACCAGCGGAUCGAGGCGACGGUGGGCGCGGCGGUGGCCGGCCUCACGCGGCUGAUCGAGGACCUGACGCCCAGCGGCGGCUUCCUGCUCAACUACUCAGCCGACGCUGAGACGUUCGUCACGCUGCGCGGCCACCCCAGCGGCCUCGUCUCGCUCCAGAUCGAGAACUACGGCGAGGCCUUCAUCAUGGACAAUCGGGCCGUGCUGCAGCUGGAAAAGGACAUCCGCGCCGAAAUCGGCGCCCGGCGCGGCAAGGCGAUCCUUCCUCUGAGACGCGGCAGGGACAUCGACCCCUUCUACUACACCUCUGAUGACCGGCUGGUGGAGUACGGCACGCUGGAGACGCUAUUCGACGAGGUCACGCCCUACCAGCACGUGCAGGUGGUGCGCACGCGCGACUUCGGCAACAUACUCGUCCUGGACGGCUUUCAUAACAUGUCGGAGAAGGACCUCGUCUACACGGAGACACUGAUGGCAGCUGAACAGUACGAGGGCAAGACAGCGCUGAUUCUGGGCGGCGGCGACGGUGGCCUGUUGUAUGAGCUGCUCAAGCACAACCCCAAGUUCGUCACCAUGGUGGAGAUUGAUGACGUGGUCAUCCAACAGUGCAGGAAGCACCUGCGCACUGUCUGCGGCGACUGCCUGGACAAGUACGACGGCGACAACUACAAGAUCAUCGUGGGCGACGCCUUCCAGUUCCUCAGGGACUGCCUGAAGGAGGGCCGCACGUUCGACUACAUCUUCUACGACCUGAGCGAUAUCCCGGUGUCGCCGAAGCACGACCGCAACCUGUGGAACAUGGUGCGGGACGUGCUGCAUGACAGCAUGGCGCUGCUGCCCGCUGGCGGCAAAUACAUGACGCACGUGAUGGGCAUCAACAGUCCGGCGGCGCUGCAAGAGUUCGAGACGCUGGUGGACGCGCUGCCCGUCAAGACAACUCGGACGCAGUCGGCGGCGUUCGUGCCGUCCUUCCUGGAGACGUGGGUCUUCUACCAGAUCACCAAGUGCUGAGUGGUGGGUCUGACUGACCGAUGGGUGCGGGGCUCUGGCCCGCCCGACGGCUCGACGGCAGGAACGGGUGUCCUCCUGCCAUUGUCAGAGGCGACGCGUGGGGUCUGCGGUCACAGCGGGGAGGAGUCUGCCCCGGUCAACCCCGCUUCAUGUGAGGAGUCCUGCUCCUCCCGGUCUCGGAGGGAAGGCAAUCCCUGUCCCUGCUUGGCCUUUGUCCGGUCACCAAGUGACCCCGUUGUCUGGACGGGGAGCACCCGUGCCCUUGUUUUGUUUGCUGCUGCGUUUUGCUACAUGCCAUCACGAAUCAGAUGUCGAGUUAUGUUUGAUCCGGAAAUGUCACUCAAUAAACUCUACCUUAUUUUGAGGGUUAAAA
Pollicipes pollicipes is the source of this 1956-nucleotide messenger RNA. Its product is annotated as spermine synthase. The record is from RefSeq and is a predicted model, not a curated record. Lineage: Eukaryota; Metazoa; Arthropoda; Thecostraca; Pollicipedomorpha; Pollicipedidae. Bases 495 to 1583 code for a protein of 362 amino acids. Gene Ontology annotation, molecular function: spermine synthase activity. Gene Ontology annotation, biological process: spermine biosynthetic process. The transcript is spliced from 9 exons.